AUGUCCUUGGCUGGCAAAGCCUCAGGUAUCGCCCUGAUGCUUGCAUGCAGCCCGGUGGAGACGGGCUUCUGGCGCAGUGGCAUGCUGCAGACUGGAGAUUUGAUCAGGCGGCGGGGGCAAUCAGAGGUUUGGUAUGUCUGUGGUUUAUUCCCCGAUUCCACGACAGUGCUUCUGUGGCCAGCAACAAAGCUUUCUGGGACAUGGCCCAAAGCUUCAUGGGCUCCGAGCUGGGAGGUCACGGGGAAGCACCAGCUUCGAUGGGAGGUCGUCCUGAACACGGAGGAAUACCAGGUUCUUCAGUGCGAAACAGUUUCGCCGCUGCGGCAAUUUCUGGAAGCCAAGAAGAAUCAGGAGCUUCUUGGCCAGACGGAUGCGGAAGCUGUUCCGUGGGAAGACGAGGACCAAGAUGCAGCGGAGGACGAUGAUGGCGAGGGUGCUGCGACAGAUCUGACAGACACUGCGGAGCAAGCGGCAGACCACAUCUGGCGUGCAAUUUCUGGUGCACUGAAAUGCAGUGAUGCUGCCGUAGCUGAAAUCAUGAAGAAGACUGUGGUGUCCAGGAAGCUGAAAGAUGAGCAUCUCGAGUUCUUGCAGUCGUCUGAGGUUCAGGACGCGAUGACAGCUGAUGAGUGGAAGGACAAUGCGCAGUUUCUGCAGCAUCUUUCAACCGAAGAGAAGGUGACCAUUGCCAUGGCAAAGGCCGUCCGAAAGACCUUUGCGAGUCGCCAGGGCGAGAGUGCAGCAUCCAGACCUGAGCGGGCUGCCGAAUUCCUGCCAGAAACUGCCCGCAUCAGGCGUGAUCCCGACAAUGGCGGAGCCAACUCGGAGCUUGGCGUCGGGGGGGUUGACACUGGUGGCUGCGGAAGGGGCUGGACCAUCGCGGCGCAGGUGUCGAACUGGGAGAUGAAUAUUAAGAUGCUCGAGUGGGGCUACAAGGAGGACGACGAUGUCGUGCUGAGCCGUCUGCAUGACCGACGAUUGCGGCACGAGGGCUUCUGGAGCUUGUAUCAUGACCGGGCACGCAACGACAGGCCUGCAACAGAUUUCUCGGACCCAGAACACGAGGAGUCGCAGCCUGUAGAUGAACCUGGCUGUGGCCAAGUUGCCAAAUCGGACACUUUUCAGAAGUUCCGAGAAGCUGUUGAACAGUCGCAGUGGGCCUCUGCGCACGGCUGCCCUGGUGCUCUAUCCAAAGCCAGGAAGGCCGUCAGCAAGCUUCCCACAAGCAUUUCAAAGAACCUGAUGAAUGUUGUGAGCCAGCCUUCAAGCAUCGGGCGUUGGGCCCCUCCUCGGCCUCACAGCGCUCAGCACCGCCAGCUCCCGGGUGCGAUGCUGAGGGACAUGGCUUCGCGGCCUGCCAGCGCUGGCGGUGUCAGACGGAGUCCUUUGGAUCCGUCCAUCGCACGCUCUCUGCCUUGCCUCGAAACACCGAAGCCGGUCCUUUGCGAACGGAAGGAUAUUCUCCAGGUAUCAAUGAGCAGCAGGCCCACGAGUGCCGGCUCUUCUCGGCCUCGAUCGGCGAACCGCUCGGCCGGGAGGCCUGGAAGUGCGGGAUCUUUUGCAUCACGGCCUUCGCGGCCACAAAGUGCCACAGUCUCACGAUCCUGGCGAAGGACGGAGAGUGGCUUCUUGCAGCCGGGCGGCCCUCCCGACGGUAAGCCGAGGCUUGACAAUGCUGACCUGGCACAGUGGCUUGCCACCCCGCAGCUUUGUGUCGCGCCGAAAAAGCCGUCAGCUUGUUCGCGGAAGUAUUUGCAGGAGUGCGACCUUCGAGCCACAGUUCCAGACACUCUGGAUUUCAACACUGGCUUUUCCUCGAAGCUGUCCGCUCCGCAUCGUGGUCUGACAGAUCAUGAUCUUCUUUCCGUGACAGGCAUGCUCCCGGAGAGGCAGAAGGUCGACGAAGUCUGCCUCAAGCAGAAUUCCGGCCUCACCGAUGCGAGCCUCGUGCCAUUCCUGCGGCAAUUCUUGAAGGUCCCGCGCUUAGCUGAGGGCUUGCGCUCGCUCAACCUCAAGCAAUGCAAGGGUGCCGGAUGGCAGAGCUUGGAGGUUCUUCGGCAGCUGACCUUUGCCGCACGCAACCUGAGGGAGCUGAACCUCAGCGGCGUACAGGUCGGUACGCAUCUUCAACUCAAGCUCUGCGAAUCGCUCGGGGUACAUCGCAACUUGCAGUUUAUCGGUUUAUCUCGCACUGGACUGGGCGGCACCUGCCUGACAGAAGACUGCCUAAGGCAUCUUCUGAGCAGCAGAAGUAACAGAAAGUUGGACCUCAGCUGGAAUGUUUUCAGCAAGAAGGACUUUCAAGUCAUCGGCGAUUACAUUGCUGAGAACACCAGCCUGAUGCACCUGCUUUUGGACAAUACUGCGGCCUACAUAGUUGGUGAAGACACACCAAUCUCAGAGCUGAUCGAGAAGCUGGCCUUCAACUCUGCUUUGAGGAGCCUGAGCAUCUGCACAAAUCGCAUCGACUCCCGUGCCGCGCUGGUCAUCGAGGACUCGCUGGAGGGCCACCCGAUGCUGUCACGGCUGUAUCUGCGAAACAAUCCACUGGGCAUCCACGGGCUGCGAAGCAUCCUCAGACUGCUCUGCCGGAAAGAGUCUAGCAUGUCCCGCCUUGACAUCGAAGGAUGCAAGUCUGGGGACGAGAAGACCAAGAGUACGGAAACGCACACGAAGGUUUUCUCCUUCACCAACCCAGGGGGCAAGUACAUCCUUGACCUCGGAAUUCCUUACGACCGGAGCUUGUGCAGGAUGCUUUACGAGACUGCCGAGCGAUUUAAUUUGGAGCACAACAAGGCGUUCGUCAAUAUCAAUCACUCCCAUCCACCCUAUCACCACCCUGUCCGAGACAGCAUCGGGCAGUACAAGGUGCGGCGUGAAGGCAUCCUCACCUUCACGUUCAACGUGGAGUCUGCUAUUGCCGCGGCCUGGUCGAACGUCGCGGACGAUGAUUUCAUCGGCUUUCUGAACAGCCACCUGGCCAUGAUGCGCUUCGAGCCGCACAAGCGAAAGCUGCGACCGUUGCUUGCCAACUGGAAGGCGAUCUCUGGAAUGCAUGCGGAGCAAGAGACCUUCUUGACGGCUUUGGCAUCCGAUUUCAACAUGGAGGUCCCGUAUUUGGAGUACAUGGUCCAGGCAUGUCCAGAGGCCAGCAACGAAAUACUCUUCCGGCUGAUCCCAAGCCUCAAGCGCGACGGUUGCUCCACAUUCCUGGCUAUGUCGCUCUUCCCGCGGGUCGAAGACCUACUGGAGACCCAGUGGAGGAUGGAGAGCUUCCUACUCUUCAACCCACAGAAUCCUACAGGUCGAUACAAGCUCAAGCUGGAAAACAGCACUGACUUCGCCGUGGCUCAGCAGCUGCUCUUGCUGGAUCGAUGGGAGUCGGUGGUAAACCGACGGCACAACCGUGGGGAUGUCUCACAGCGUGGAAACCGGUCUCAGCUCCGAAACGAGCUCUACCAGGGCCGAGCUCUUCACCUUUCCGUGAAGCUCUUGACGGAGUGGGCCAUGCCGGAGUUUGGCGAGUUCGAGUGUGACUACGCCACCAGCUAUCAUCCGAAGCAAGGUUCGAAGCCGCUGAGCGACACUCUCUGGGAGUCGGUCAUGAUGGCCAUCUAUGACUCGCCCUGCCGCCCGGAAGACCAGCUGAAGGUGUUGAAGAUCAUCUCGCAUCAGAUUUUCUUAAGCUCUCUGCACAUUCGGCAGAUGGUCGGCUUCUUCCGCAAGGACGAGGAUCGUGAGGAGGCCCUGGUGAUGUUCUGGCCGAGGGUCAUCGACAAGUACAACGCGAAAGUCUUCAGAGUGAGGUUUGAAAAGAAGGAAGAUGUAGUGCGACUGCAGGAGCGCCUCGGUUACAUCACCUUCUUCCCGUACUUUCAGCCCGAGAAUGCCGUAUUCCGGUUCAACAUGGCCGUAUACGAGCAGCGCGUUUCUGCUUGCCUCUUCGUGCCUGUGACAGCAGUCAGCUAG
Messenger RNA from Symbiodinium sp. CCMP2592, 3969 nucleotides. NCBI's taxonomy places the organism in Eukaryota, Dinophyceae, Suessiales, Symbiodiniaceae. The record is from the annotation of a GenBank genome assembly.